Messenger RNA from Cladocopium goreaui, 2486 nucleotides. The record is from the annotation of a GenBank genome assembly. Lineage: Eukaryota; Dinophyceae; Suessiales; Symbiodiniaceae.
CAGGUUCCCAGCACGUAAUUCUGCCACGCGGCACUGCAAUGGUCGGCCAAUAGCCUGGAGACUAGCAGAAUGCUGCGACGCGGGCUGAAGCAAUCCUUAUAAAUCGACUGAUGACAUCGCUGAUUGGUGACUUUAAAAAGGCGGGAGCAGCAGCGGGAGCGGCCAGUACUUUGGGGUCUUUGCUGCCACAAAAGGUGAGCCCCAAGAAGUUGUUGGCUUCCACCAUUGGCGCGGCGACCUUCCAGGCAGCCCUGCCACAGCUGGCCUUGCCGCGGGCACAGUCCGAUGGGCCGGCGGACUUGGAGCAGGAGAAGCUGUCCUUGCCACCUGUGAACAUGGGUAGCACUGGGACCUUUGUAUCAGACAGCGACCCCUCCUUAGCAAACACAUCUUCUGAGAAGGGCUUCAUGGCGGCUUCACAGCCCGCUCCAACGGCACAGUCGAAAUGGAAGAUGAUGGCGCAGGCGGCCAAGAAAGACAUGGCCUUCACGCAACCGGGCGAGGGCCAAGCGCGGCGGGCGAUGAAUUUGUUGAUGAAGGCGAAUGAUGAGAAAGCCAUUGAGGAGAACGUCGAAAAAUUCGCGCAGAAGUUGGUGGACACCUUCGGUUCCCUCAGUGCGGCCUUCAAGGAGCUGGAUCAGCACGACCGGGAGGAGAUCACGCGAUCCCAGUGGGACGCAGCCUUAAACGCGCGGGGAUGGAACACCGAGGAGAUGUGUGGCCUUCCUUCGGCCAAGAUUUUCUCGCUGGUGUGUCGGGCAUCCAAGAAACCUACGGGGGCGCUCACGUUACCGGCCUGGAAGUCCUUCUUCCAAAAGUAUCUGAAUCGCACCGCCGCGCACCUCCUUACGGAAGAACGGCCCAUCGAUGCAGGCGUCUCCGACAUGCUGCAGAAGUUCAAAGCACCGAACGCUGGUGGCGAAGGGGGCAAGCCCGCCUCCGAUACGACGAGCGCCGACGGCAUCUAUGGGCAGAGGCGUGGGGCCUUCAUCAUGCGACCACCAGAGGAAUUGGCCAAGUUGCAAGAGUCUCAAGAUACAGACAGUGACGAUGAGAACCAGGAUGGGCCAUCGCCAGCCGGCUCCAACCGCGACCGCGACCCGCACGGCGCCAACGCGGGCGCCAACGCGGGCGCCAACGCGGGCGCCAACGCGGACGAGGGUGGCCGGGGUGCCGACGGCCGGAGGGCAGCUGGGAACGGAGCUGGUGAGGCUGGGGAGGACGAUGCGACCCGCCGCGGCGGAGCCGGCGGAGCGCUCUCCGGUGACGCGGGGACUGAGGGCCGCGCCGGACGGGCCGCGGGCCUCGGGGACGCCGGUGAUGACAGGCACGGGGUCUGGGCCGGAGCCCACGGUGCCCACGGAGCCCACGGAGCCCACGGGGCCCACGGGGCCGGGCUGAGCCCUGGAGUGAGCGAUGCUGGCAAGGAUGGGCCUGACGAUGGCAGAUCCAGAUUUGGUGAUAUCGACUUGGACCUCCUCAGUGCCGGCAGCCAGAGCCACCUUUCCGACCCCAACGCUCCCCGCGACGGGGCCCGCGACGCGCGCGAUGGCCGCGACGCCCACGACAGCCGCGACGGCCGGGAUGGCGGCGAUGCCCAUGUGGGCCUGGGCGGCGUGGUCGGCAGCCGCGUGGCGCGCGGGGAGGGCAAGAGCGGCGGACCGCACGGAGGUGCGGAGGAUGCGUCGUUGCAGGGCGACCGCGCUGGGGCAAGCUCUGCGUUCCAUGAUCCACAGGCUGGUGCCAAUGAGAAGCGAGAUGUGGACUGGGAUAAAAACUUGGGCCAUGGCACAGAUGGACUUAGUGCAGCUGGUACGAAGCCGAAGCCUGCGGAUGAGUCAGGACUGGCCGACCACGCCACUGAUGGUCUCAGCGUUCCCAACCCCGACGCGGUCCCCGCAGUGUCCGACGCGGUCUCCGCUGGCGGCACCGCCGGACUCGGUAACGACCUGCUGAGCGUGGGACGCGAGAACGUGGUAGGACUUCUGGACGACGAGGAAGAUGAACUAGACUCAGAGGAGCCCCAAGGAAAAGCAGAUGAUUUCCAGUCCAUUGUGAAGCAGGUCUUUCGGCUGUAUGCCACGGGGUAUUCCAAAGGUCGCUAUGUCUUCAUUCGAAAUCCUGAUCUCUCGCGAUUCAUGGAGGAUUCGCGGCACAUGAUUCCAGGCUACCGGCGGAAGUUCCGACGCUUCAAACGGAUCUUCGAGUCUUUGUUCGAUGACACGAUCCAACUUCAGUGCGACAUGCCCGGGCAAGGUGUGCGAAUCACAGCGGGUUUGACUUUGGACUGGUUCCAGGUCUUCGUGCAGAAAGUGGUGCGCCGUGUGGGGAUGGAGGUGAUGAGCUUCUUCGCGGCGCUUUUAGAGUCGCAACUCUACUGAGGGCCGUUCUGAAGGGCGGCCACCCAUGGGUGGCCAAGGGCCGUGAGAGCAUGGGAAGAACAUGGAACCAUUGGAAUAGCAUGGCUGGUAGCGAUUGGAAUGGUU